AUGACUGUACCCGUGCCAACGUCGAUGUCAGCUCGAGUCACCACCACAACACCGAGCACCGACACUCCCGACCCGUCCUCGACGACGGACAAGCCAAGAACCAUCACUGUGCCAACACUGCCCCCCGUCGCGUGUAAACCCGUGGCAACGUCAACGCCAGUACCAGCUCUAGCCACCAUCAACAGACCGACCCCUGCAACAAUUACCCCAGCUACGACUACCCUCGCCGCGACCACGGCAACCCCUACCCCCAUGACAACAACCACAACGCUAGCUCCUACCACAACGGCGGCUCCCACGACAACUUCUACCUUGUCGCUUGUUAGUGUGUGCAAAGAUGCGACCUAUGGUUUUCCUACUUCGACAGUAGGCACCACUCCAAUCUGUGGAGGGGAUGGCUGCUCUACUGGAGCCACUCGCUGUCCUCGCAAGGGUGAUGUUCCUGUGGCCGGCUGCAACCCUGGCAUUCCAUCUUGGAACGCAUCGUCCAAGAUGUGUGUCGCUCCGGAAGAUGCCGUGUGUGGUCUUGUGACCGGUAGCAACCAAACGGGCGGCACGUGGGGCUGUAUGUUUCCGUCCCAAGGGUGUGCAACCGCCCCCGCCACCACGGCGUCGGGCCCCGGCACGUGGGUUGUCCCAGUCGUCAAUGACACUUCGUAUGCCGUCGCUUCUACCUCCAAGACGUUGCUCUGUGGUGGCACUGGCGUGUGUGCUCCUCAAGGCACUUUGUGUCCGAAACAAGGCACGGUGUCCUCCGGUGCCCCAUGCAGCUCCAAUCUACCGUCGUGGAAUGCCGCAACGGGGACAUGCAUAGCCCCUAAUGACGCCGUGUGCACGUACGUGGCCAGGGUGUGGCAGUGUCAGUUCCGCCCUGCAACCACAAUCGCCCCCACGACCACCCAGAAAGUUGUCAUUGCAGUGACCAAGAUCCCCACCCCCACUAAUGCCACGUCCACAACUGUCGCCCCGACCACAACAUUUGUGCCAGUGUCCACCUUGGCGACAACAACAAGAACUGCAGUACCAAUUGUCACGGCUAGCAACAUUUCGACACCAACGAUGACACCGGUUCCCGUACAUGCGACAACUACAUUAGCUCCAUCUCCGACACCGAUAGAUAGUGGCAAUCUGUUGAAAAUGUUGCUGGAAUGGCUGUGGAACGCAGUCAACAGCACUGCGACGGCAGCGUCGUCCACAACGACUCAAUUAGACACUUCCGAUUGCGUGCCAUACCUCGCCAUGUUUGGCGACUCAUCCUCGUCCAUCGUCAACAGCAUCUGUAAAACCAAAAAGGGGUGCGCCAAAGGAAGUGCCGACCAGCCGUAUACCCUCGCGCCACCAGACAGCUACUGUCCUUCGUCCAUCUACUUUGGCCAAGUCCUGCUCGUGUGCUGUUGA
Messenger RNA from Aphanomyces astaci, 1398 nucleotides. RefSeq lists its product as hypothetical. NCBI's taxonomy places the organism in Eukaryota, Oomycota, Saprolegniomycetes, Saprolegniales, Verrucalvaceae. The record is from RefSeq and is a predicted model, not a curated record. The transcript has a single exon. The coding region runs from base 1 to 1398 and encodes 465 amino acids.